Hordeum vulgare subsp. vulgare (domesticated barley) is the source of this 722-nucleotide messenger RNA. Its product is annotated as probable calcium-binding protein CML31. The transcript has a single exon. The record is from RefSeq and is a predicted model, not a curated record. Bases 92 to 550 code for a protein of 152 amino acids. Lineage: Eukaryota; Viridiplantae; Streptophyta; Magnoliopsida; Poales; Poaceae. Gene Ontology annotation, molecular function: calcium ion binding.
AGCAGAGGAUCUAGGAAGCACAGGCAGGAUCAAGAUUAACUACUAAAGUCGUCUUAUUAAGAGCAUCUCUAUCGUCGACCAUCCGGCGAGAAUGGUUGUGUCAAAGUCGGGAGAUCUGACGGCGCUCUUCUUGUCACUGGACCGGGACGCGGACGGCCUGAUCUCUGCGGCGGAGCUGCUAGGAUGCAUGCGCGCAACGCUUGGCGAGGACGUGCCGGCGGAGGAGGCCGAGGAGCUGGUGGCGUCGGUGGACGCGGACGGUGACGGGCUGCUAAGCGAGUCCGAGUUCCUCGAGCUGGCGCAACAGGCGGCCUGGGGAGGCGAUGCGGGGGAGGAGGACGACGAGCACAGGAUCCGGGCGCUGAGGGAGGCGUUCGGGAUGUAUGAGAUGGAGGGGCAGGGGUGCAUCACGCCGGCCAGCCUGAGGCGGAUGCUCGGCAGGCUCGGCGCUGAGCGGGGCAGUGGCGAGUGUCGCGCCAUGAUCUGCCGGUUCGACCUCGACGGUGACGGUGUGCUUAGCUUCGACGAGUUCAAGAUCAUGAUGAGCUAGGGACUUCGCGUCUGGACCCAAGGAUAUACGCCUAGUUCCGUCUUGCAUAGAGAUCAAUUCGUUCAUUCAUUCAUUCAUUCCAUUGUUAUAUGGUAUUGUACUGGUACAAACUACAAAGUUGUAACGGUGUGCAUGUACAGUAAUUCAUCUAUGUGAAUACUUUUGGUCUUGA